AUGGCGACCAUGGCAGCUGCUGCUCGCGAUAUCCACCAGGCCUCCGACAUGAGCCGAGACAACUUAACUGUUGUAGCGGCUCGGAGUGUCCCUGCGACGACUGUGACACGAUCUCAAGCCCUCCCCACCCCUCCAAACUCCAUCUCUCCCGCCCUGCCACCUCACGGCCUCAAGGCCCAACUCCAGAAGGCCAAGCUCGAGCCUAUAGAUUCAGACUUGGACCUGCAUGACAGCGAGGCCCGGCGAGAGGCGUCGCGAUCGCCCUCGUUUGACACCACAGGUUCUAUCAGUACCACCCUGCUGGCUAAGCAUCACCUCCCAGAGAUCCUCCUCAACCACGGCCCUCUGGCCAUCCGCCACAUCAUGGGCUACCUGACAACGUCGGUGCCGGGUUUCGCAGGAAUCCCCCCGACAAAGGCGCGCCGGUUGGUGGUUGGAGCCCUGGAGGGUCGCGGAGGUGAGGGUGGCGGAGUAGACGGUGAUGUAGAGUUUGAAAAGGUGGGCUGGGGACGAUGGGAUGCCCGGCGGCGCGGCCAGCCAGCGCGGACUUCACCUCCCGCAGACUACCGCUCCGGCAUUCCUAUUACCAAGAACGGCGGGCGCUCUCGCCUGAACGUAGCCUCCUCCAGUAACGGCGACGACUCCAUCGUCUUCUCCCAUGACGAUCGGGACGCCAUGAUGAUGGAGAACGAAGCGGACAAGAUGUCCCUGGAUGGCUCGGCAUCCGCCUCCUGCUCCGAGGCUCCGGAUGAUGACGACAUCGACAUGAACGAUGAUCCCGAGGACGCCACCGAUGACGAGGACUGGGCCGCCAUGGGAGCUGCUGCUCUCCGCGCCGAGUCCUAUUCCAACGCCGCUGCGCAGUCGGUCGGACGCAGCUUCCUCUCCAACGGUGUAUAUACUUCUGGAGGUCUGCGAUCCGUCUCGACCGGCAUGGCCCGUUCGCAUCAACCUUUGCCCUUCGACUUCUCGGCGCUGGGGGCCACGUCUGACGCUCAAGAGCGUGAGGCGGUUGAGGCUCUCCUGCGACUGGGUUCUGUAUAA
Molecule: messenger RNA, 1044 nt
Organism: Colletotrichum truncatum
Lineage: Eukaryota; Fungi; Ascomycota; Sordariomycetes; Glomerellales; Glomerellaceae
Biological process (GO): positive regulation of transcription from RNA polymerase II promoter by glucose
Cellular component (GO): nucleus
Molecular function (GO): sequence-specific DNA binding
Source: RefSeq, a predicted model, not a curated record